AUGGCUACGCAAUCGCGUGAAUCCGAGCUGAAGCAGCAAGGCUUGCUCGACGCUGCAAAGGACCCCAAUUCCUCGAUUACGGCGCACCAAGCAGAGAAUGCCCUGGUCGAUCAGGCGCAAGCGGGCGGCAGCGCGGCCUUCCAGUUCGACCCCGAUGCGAGCCCCGAGCAGAAGCGGGCACAGGCAAGAGCGCGUGUCCCCGCAAACUUCCACCACGAGCGUAACAAGAAUGCGACGGCACUCGUGUCAGACGCCGACAACGACAAAAGCCCUCCAGAGUACGACCUCCCUACGCCCACAAAAGAUGGCGCCGUAGAAACCCCAGAGCAGGCCAAGGCAAACGGCCACGCGCCCCAACACCUCGACGACGAUGCGCGUUGGGAUCGCGUUGGGUGGGCGCCGCGAUUCGGAAUGCCAGGCUCGGAGAACAAGGACGAGGAAGAGGCGUCCCUGGCCGACCACCAGACAUGGCUGGAAGGCCGGAUAGAGGACAAGUUCUUUGGCGACUGGUACCACAACACAGGCAUCAUCAUCUUUGCGUGUCUGAGCUCGUGGGUCGUCGGUGUGCUAGGCGGCGGACUGGGCUGGAUCAUGAUCUUCAUGGCCAUUUGCGGCACCUACUACCGAACUUCGAUCCGUCGCGUGCGCCGCAAUGCGCGAGACGACCUCAACCGCGAGAUGGCCAAGAACAAGCUCGAGACGGACACUGAGAGUCUCGAGUGGAUCAACAGCUUCCUUGUCAAGUUCUGGCCUAUCUACGCGCCUGUCCUCUGUGACACCAUUGUGGGUACUGUAGACCAAGUGCUCUCGACGUCGACACCAGCCUUUCUCGACAGCCUGAAGAUGAAGACGUUCGUUCUCGGAACAAAGCCUCCGCGCUUGGAGCACGUCAAGACGUACCCCAAGACACAGGAUGACAUUGUUCUCAUGGACUGGAAGUUCAGCUUCACGCCCAACGACACAGCCGAUCUUACCGCGAGACAGAUCAAGAACAAGAUCAACCCAAAGAUCGUCCUGGAAAUCCGCAUUGGAAAGGGUCUUGUUAGCAAGGGUCUCGAUGUUAUCGUAGAAGACAUGGCCUUUUCCGGUCUGAUGCGCUUGAAGUUCAAGCUACAACUGCCUUUCCCCCACAUUGAGAAGGUCGAAAUGUCCUUCUUGGAGCGCCCAACCAUCGACUACGUUUGCAAGCCUUUGGGUGGAGAGACGUUCGGUUUCGACAUCAACUUCAUUCCUGGUCUGGAGACUUUUAUCAUGGAGCAGAUCCAUGCCAAUUUGGGCCCAAUGAUGUAUGAUCCCAAUGUGUUCCCUAUCGAGAUCGCCAAGAUGCUUGCAGGUAACCCUGUCGAUCAAGCGAUCGGAGUUCUACAAGUCCACUUCCACGGUGCACAAGGUCUCAAGAACCCUGACAAGUUCUCCGGCACCCCUGAUCCAUAUGCCACAGUUUCUAUCAACAACCGUAAUGUGCUCGCACGCACCAAGACGGUACACGAAAACGCCAGCCCUCGUUGGAAUGAGACUGUCAACAUCAUUGUAACUUCGUUGAAAGAUUCGCUUACUAUCAACCUCUUUGACUACAACGACAUCCGCAAGGACAAGGAGCUUGGUACCGCUACAUUUGCCCUUGAGCAGCUAGAGGAAAUUCCCGACCAUGAGAACUUGCAGCUCGAGGUCAUGUCAGGCGGUCGCGCUCGUGGUAUGGUAACAGCAGACGUGCGCUUCUUCCCGGUGCUGGAAGGCACCACACUCGAAGACGGUACCAAGGAGCCUCCACCAGAGUCACGUACGGGUAUUUGCAAGUUCACUGUUGAGCAGGCCAAGGACAUGGACGGCAGCAAGAGCAUGAUUGGGCAGCUCAGCCCAUACGCCAUUCUGUUGCUCAACGGCCACGAGAUUCACAAAUCGCGGGUCAUGAAGAGGACGAAUCAGCCCAUCUGGCCAGAUGCGACCAAAGAAAUGCUCAUCACCGAUCGUAAGAAGGCCAAGCUCGGUCUUGUCAUCAAGGACGACCGCGAUCUCGCAGCUGACCCAAUCCUUGGUACCUACCAGAUCACUUUGGACGACAUGCUGGAACUUAUGGCCAAGGGUCACGAGUGGUAUAACCUCGCAGGUACAUCGAGUGGUCGCGUCAAGAUGAAGCUUGACUGGAAGCCAGUUGCGUUGAAGGGCGCAGUGUCUUCCAGUGGUUACCUUACUCCAAUCGGUGUGAUGAGGUUGCACUUCCAGAGCGCGCGUGGGCUCCGUAACCUUGAAGCACUAGGCAAGUCGGAUCCCUACGUACGCGUUCUACUCUCUGGUAUCGAGAAGGGCCGAACUGUUGUGUUCAAGAAUAACCUUGACCCUGAUUGGGAUGAGGUCAUUUAUGUGCCUGUCCAUACUGUCCGCGAGAAGCUUACGCUAGAGGUCAUGGACGAUGAGAAUCUCGGCAAGGAUCGUCCACUCGGACACAUCGAGCUCUUGGCUGGUGACUACAUCCAGCAGGAUGAGAACGGCGAGUACCUUGUUCAAGAACAGAAGCAACCCACAGCGGGACCUCUCCGAUUGGCUGGACACGCUCAGCCUCAUGGCAUACUGAACUACACCUGCUCCUUCUACCCAACAUAUCCCACCUGGGACCCUGAAGAGGAUGAGGAAGAAGAAGCCGAGGAGGUUACAGAAAACGGCAACGGCACCACCCGACCCAUCUCUGUUGGAUCCAAGCUCAGCCAUCAACGUGUUGUAUCCGGUUCUUCUACUUUGAGCAGGUCGGAGACUGCCGGUACCAUCUCAUCGCUCAAAUCUACUGAGAAGGACAUGGCCAAGGAGCUAGCGAAGAACGAGCUACAACAAGAAGAGUCGAUCCCAGAGAAGCCAAAAAUCGAGAAAUUGAGGCUUACUGCGGACGACUUGCAGCAGUACGAGUCCGGUCUGCUUGUCUUCAAGCUUAUCGAUGGCGAAUUCGCAAGAACAGGUGGUCAUGUCGAUGUCAUUAUGGAUGACAUGGCCUACGCCAGCUAUUCCAGCGCAAAGAUCCGGAGCAACAAGAUGACAUUCAACGAUGUUGGUGACACAAUGAUCCGUGAGCUCGAUUUCUCCAAGAUCACCCUCCGAAUCAUCGAACACGUCGACAAUGAUGGCGAGGACCAUGAAGACCAUGUCAUUGCUAAGCUGACAGGAAACACUGUCGAUACGCUGCGGAGAUCUCUGAACACACCCACCCAGUUCACACUCAAGGACAAAAACGGACGUGAUAACAAGAUCACCGUCAUGCUCAAGUACAUUCCCGUAAAGAUGCGUCUUGAUCCCAGCGAAUCAUUCAACAACCAAGGUACAUUGCGAGUAGAUGUGCUUGAUGCGGCAGAUCUUCCAGCUGCGGACCGUAACGGCUUCUCGGAUCCUUACUGCAAGUUCAUGCUCAACGAUAAGGAGGUGUACAAGACCAAGACACAAAAGAAGACUCUCCACCCAGCAUGGAACGAGUACUUUGAGGUACCUGUACGAAGUCGAACAGCGGCUGACUUUGUCGUCAAUGUCUACGAUUGGGACUUUGGCGACAAGGCAGACUUCCUUGGCAAGUCAUCCAUCAACUUGGAGAUUCUGGAGCCUUUCCAGCAGCAAGAGGUCACGCUUGCUCUUGAUGGCAAGUCAGGCGCCAUCCGACUUCGAAUGUUGUUCAAGCCAGAUUACGUCGUACGAUCCCGUCAGGGCUCGAGUACAUUCUCUGGCACCUUUGCUGUUCCAGGCAAGGUCAUCGGUGCGCCCGUCAAGGGCGUUGGUAAGGGCGCUGCAUUUGUUGGUGGUAACGUGGUCCGCGCAGGCACUUUCCUUGGCCGUGGUUUCAAGCGUAGAAAGUCGCGCGGCGAAGCCCCUGAAGAGGAGCUUGAACGACCAAGCACUGCAGAACGACCCUCAGCAGAUACGCCCAUGAUCUCUGUCGAAGGCGAGCCGAACACACCUACUAAGGAUAGUGCGAACCACAACAGACACCGCAGCUGGGGCGCUCAGAGUUUCCACAGCCGGUUUGGCGAUGGCGGCUCUGGAGGUGCCGAGCAAGGCACAGCCAACAUCACCGUUCUCAGCGCUGAUGGCUUCCCUGCUAACACCAACCUACGUGUACACAUCCAGCUCGGCAAGAAGGAAAUUCACAAGACCGAUCACAUUAAGGCACCCCAAGGUUCUGUAUCCUUUGAUCCCAGCGAAGAGAGCUUCAAAGCGUCUUGUACCGCCGAUGCCUUCUUCAGGCUCGUUGUCAAAGACCAUAGCAGGUUCGGUGGCGACAAAGAACUCGGUGAAGCUCAAUUUACCAUCUCAGACCAGGGUGGUGGUGCCGAGCAGAACAUUGGUGUAGGCAAAGGCAUGGUAUCUAUACGCAGCAGCUUCCAGCCUAGUGAUGCAGGGAGCCAGCAGGGUAGUAUCAGUCCACGGCCGAAGACGUCGGAGAGAAGGGGAUUGCUAAGGAGGGAUCGAAGUACUACGCCAAAUCCCCCUGCUUAG
Molecule: messenger RNA, 4470 nt
Organism: Alternaria arborescens
Lineage: Eukaryota; Fungi; Ascomycota; Dothideomycetes; Pleosporales; Pleosporaceae
Exons: 3
Coding region: 1-4470 (1489 amino acids)
Molecular function (GO): lipid binding
Source: RefSeq, a predicted model, not a curated record